This is a messenger RNA of Hyla sarda, 5109 nucleotides long. It is a transcript of the gene ERRFI1, whose product is annotated as ERBB receptor feedback inhibitor 1. The record is from RefSeq and is a predicted model, not a curated record. Lineage: Eukaryota; Metazoa; Chordata; Amphibia; Anura; Hylidae. Gene Ontology annotation, cellular component: extrinsic component of cytoplasmic side of plasma membrane. Gene Ontology annotation, biological process: regulation of keratinocyte differentiation; negative regulation of epidermal growth factor receptor signaling pathway.
GGAUUACACUGCAGUCACUCACAGGACAUAAUAACCGCGCACCGGACCGAUCCGCCGGGAAUGAUCAGGAUUGUGGAACCGGAACACGAAGGAAAAGGCGCAAUAGUCCCGGAGGAGUAAUCAUGAGCUGAGGCCAGUGAAGUAAUGACAGCUGCUGGUGGAUCCACGUCUGGAGAUCUUUGUGUAUAGUCGACAGGGGACAAGACACAAUGACAACAGCUGGGCUCGCAACGCAAGACGUCUCAUUGAAAAACAGCUUCAUGCACAGCGCACAGGGGUUAAUGUGCGGAAAAUCAUGUUGGGCGAAUCCUAGUGAGUACGAGAAUACAUUCUACGGGAUGGACACUAUGCCGUACGUCAUGAAAUCUCCCGCCCAACAGCAAACUUCCUCUAUCGGUCAACAUUCUAGGCCCGCCACCUUGAAUGGACAUUGCUGCUCGGAAAACUGCAUGAAGAAAUCCAACGUCCUUCACCUUGGCAUGCCGAUCAUAGAACAUUCUACAAACUGUGAAGAUGACCAAGUUGUUCCUUCCUUUCAGAAACUGUCAAUGAAUGAUGGGUCAGAGAGGACCCCUCCAUUAACGCCUGUUAAGGGUGGACCACCACAAUUUUACGGCAUUCAUCCUAGUGAUCGGAGCUCCCGGCCGUUACCGCCGCUCCCCAUUUCAGAAGAUUAUUCUCUGGAUGAGGCGGACAGUGAGGUAGAAUUUCUUACCAGUUCCGAGACAGACUUGCUCAUACAAGAUGGGAGAUCUUUGGCAUUUAAAUAUGGGGUUCCUAGUAGGCGAAGCUUCAGGGGAUGUGGACAGAUCAAUUAUGCCUAUUUUGAUUCUGGAUCUGCAGCCAAAAAAGCAGAUGAAGUCCCGACCUGUCAACAGAAUGGAUGUGUACAAAACGUAAAACCUCAGAAACCUGAGCAAUGUCACCGGAGGCUACGGAGGUCUCAUUCUGGCCCAGCUGGAUCAUAUAAUAAACACGCUAUUCGGAUACUUGCAAAUAGGACUUCUCCUAAUUCAGAUGAAGACAAACCGGAAGUUCCUCCAAGAAUUCCAAUCCCCCCAAGGCCAUUAAAGCCGGAUUACAGAAGGUGGUCGGCGGAAGUUUCCUCAAACACAUACAGUGACGAGGACCGACCUCCUAAGGUGCCACCAAGGGAACCUUUGUCCAGGAGCAACUCUCGUACACCAAGCCCAAAGAGUCUACCUUCAUACCUCAAUGGCGUAAUGCCACCAACGCAAAGUUUUGCACCAGACCCAAAAUAUGUGAGCAGUAAAGCUCUUCAUAGACAAAACAGUGAAGGAUCGGCCAAUAAGAUCCCUUGUAUUUUGCCUAUUAUUGAGAAUGGAAAGAAGGCCAGUUCCACACAUUACUAUCUUUUACCAGAGAAGCCCCCGUACCUUUAUCGGUAUGAGAAGUAUUUCACGGAAUCUAAAGACGCUUGCUCUGAAUCGUGGUCUGGGGACAGUGGCCUAGCUACAGCUUCUACUAAGCCGGAUGCUAAGGCUAAACUAGACAAUAACCAACCCAAGCGUAAACCCCUUCAGGAUGUCAUCUCUCUGUAACGCGCGGGAUGAGUAGGUCACUAGGAUACUACAGGAUGUUACUUUAGGCCUUCGCGGCUUGUUCGGAGGCGAGGAAAGGACAAGGUGGAUUAAAACAAGGACUAAGAUAAUGGGCUCACUUCUACGUGACCAUUUCUAUGAAGAGAGGUGGAGUCCAUGGUCUCCUGGAAUAAUGUGAGGUAUAAUUUAGGCGUUGUGUCAAUGUGAUGGGUGGGCAGAGGCCCAAGUCACUUCUCUACGUCCCGUUCUGUAGACCACGAUGAGGACAGGUUGGGCAUGACAGAAGAUGACCCCAUGACUUCCUACUGCUGAUAGGUUAUGAACGGUUUCCAGAAGAAUAGUGCAGUAUUUGUGUAUCCUACUUUGUUUUUAACCCUUCCUCAAACAUUUGCCUCUUAACUUGUCUGAAGAUCUGGACUUUACCGUAGGCUGAAGCUCCACAAGCUGCUAGCUGUGUGUUCUCUAGGUUAGGACACCAUUUUUAUUUUAUAUCAUUUCUAGAUAGUAAAAAAACAAAAAGCACAAACAAAUGGAAUUUCUAAGAUGUUCUGAAUGGAAAGUCUUCCAUGGACCUGUCUACCUAGCUAAAAAUAGUGGAGGCAGCCAUUUUCAUGGAGGUCCAAGCAGUCAACCUUACUCUCAAGUAGGGCUUAAACCAUCAGUACAAACUAUGUGGUCACUGAGGUCCAUCUGGUGUCUCUGACAUCUUUAGUUCCGAUAAGUUGGAUGGUCAAGGUGAGAGACUGACAAAAUGGCUGCUUCUACUAUGUAGAUGACUGGAAUGAUUGGCUCCUGUUCACAUACAUGUUUGGUGUUUGUCAGACUCUGCUUUACCCUUCUCUUCUGGUCCAAAGUGUGAAAUGAAGAAAACCCAGUGUUCUUUUGUAGUGAAGUGUUUAUUGUAGAUGCCAGUAGGUUCUCUGUCCUUCUUCUUCUUCUGAUAUAAUAGAUCUGAGGCACGAGCGGGCCUCGUGUCACUUCUGUCUAUUCAGUAUUUUUUCCUUGUGCGUUGUAUAAAUCUGCAGCAGAUCAUACUGGGGCACAUGGCGCCGCCGCUCUGCAAGUUAUGCACAAACUAACUUGGGAGCCAGUUACGCCGCCCCAAACUUUUUGCCAAGGUCAAUAGAAGAGUCGGAGUGUGUGUGGUUGUGUGGACCGUCCAUGUGGAUCCAUGUAUGGGGGGGGGGGGUUUCCCCAUCAGAAGGACGUUCUGCUUUAGAUAAGCAGAGGUCAAAAAAGUGUAGGAGCCAUUAACUGAUACAUGGGUGAGGACUGAGCACCUGAGCAGACCAAUGGCCUUCCCGCCAACAAGCCUCUACGUCAGGCGUGUGAUAUGGUGAUUCCAUAUUGGUGACGAAGGGAAGGUCCAAUAAUACUGAGCUAUAGGUUCAGCAAGGUAGGCUACAAUAAUGGCUGGGUGGGCCCCCAAUAAUGGCUGGGUGGGCCUCAAAUAUUUAUGCUUGAAGCUCUUCCAUUCUGAGAAGACCGAUCCAAGGUUUAUAAAUAAACAGCAUUGAGGUUCAGAUUUGGGGACAGUGAAAUUAAUUUAUAAAGUUUUUUUUUUUUUUUUUUUUUAUAAUAAUGGCCUUUAAUGCUAUGUUCUAUAUUUUUUCCAUUUUAUAGUCUUCUAAUUUUUAGCUAAAAAGUGUAUUUUUUUUAUUUGGAGAAGAAAACCAUAUAGCACUAUCAUCCAUUCUAGAAAUUCAAUCUGAUUUAUAGAUCAUGAGAAAAAAAUAUUUGAGCCAAUAAUGAAGUGGCUCACAUGGCGACGAACGCAGGGGGCGGCCAUCUUGGCUUAUUGUUUAACAAGCUCUAAUCUCUAUAUAGCUCGUAAUCUGUUUUAGUCACAUAGAACUAGUUCUAUCAGUUUAGACACUUCAUUGCUGGUUUCAAUACCCAUUUUGCCAUAAAUAUAAUGGGCCAGACAGAAGGAGCUGGUAGGUGACCUCAUGGUAGUGGUUCUCUCUGGUAAGAAGUGACCACUAUUAGGCCCAUAAGAUGACAACCAGUAGGCUUAUAAGACCUCUAUUAAGUCUGUAAGUGCACCAGUAGGCCCGUAAGACCACCAGUAAGUCCAUUAGGCCCAUAAGACUGCCAGUAGGCCCAUAACACCUCUAGUAGGCCCAUAAGACCGCCAGUAGGCUCAUACCACAUCCAUUAGGCCCAUACAACAUCGAGUAGUCUCAUAAGACCUGUAGUAAGACCACACUGUCCCUACAUUGGCCACCUCUGUUGUGCCCCUAAGGUAAAUGUUCAGCGAUGGCUGACAAUAUAACAGGAGUAUUAAUUGCACAGUAGGGCGGUGGAUUAUCUUCCCUCAGGCCACCAGGAGACGUAUGUUUGUGACUUUUUUGUAAGUAAAAAAAAAAAAUGCUUCUUUCCUCUCGUCUUUUAUUUUUUUUUUAGGCUUCUUCUUUACCAUAAAUCUUAAGACAACUAAAGUGGCUUCCGAAGUCUUGCAUACGGUGUCGGGGAAUGGCGCAGAAGGAGUUGCGUCCUGACACUGUGCUUGACACUUUGAUUGACAGUCCUUUUUUUUUUUUUUUAUUUUAAAUAAAGGUAGAGAGGUGCUGCUGGGUAAAAAAAAAAAACAGAUACGACACUGUUGAGAAGAUGUAGAAGCUGGCGCAGGUGUGAACAGUGGCGUAACCUUAAGCCAAUCAGAUCUCCCCAGUCACUGUGCCUCCAGCUGUUGCAAAACUACAACUCCCAGCAUGCCCGGACAGCCAGCGGCUGUCCGGGCAUGCUGGGAGUUGUAGUUUUGCAGUAGCUGGCGCCACCCUGAUCUACAGGAUGGAGUUAAAUGUGAGGCGUGAGCUGAUUGGCUGCCGAGGGUGACGCCCCCGCUUAUCCCCAGCGUGUAUACGUCGCCCCCGUAUCUGUUUCUUCAUUAUCCGCUGAUACACAUACUGUUUACAGUUAAAAACUGAUUUAUAAUUAACUAUUUAAGUUACAUUUUUAUUUUAUUUUUUUAUUUUAAUACAGACUAAAUGAAGGUAUAAAUAUUAGCAUAAAAUGCACUGAUAUUCCGGCAUAUGUACAGUAUUGGAUAAAGAAUGAUUCUGUUCGUUUUGUUAUUUUUGGAUAAUACUGUGUGUUAUCGUGUUGUGUCUUUUUUUUUUUUUUUUUGGAAAUUAAUAAAGCUAUAAUAUACUUAUUUAUGACAUAGCUUAUGGUGCCAGUUUAUUACCGCAAUCGGCCGUGCAUUUGUUUGGUCUGCUGGGGACACUAGUUUAAUCAUUUCUGGCUGGGUAAAUAAACUUUACAAAGGGAGAAAUGUUUAAAAUAACCUGUGGAAGAAAGUUAUACAGAGCUGCAGUGGCGUCACGAGGGGGUUAAUGGGGCUGGAGCCCCAGGGCUGGUUAAGGCUCACUUGCUCAUAGCGCUGCAGGACACUUGUUGCUGGAUUCCCAGGUGAGCCAGUGCUGUUAUCAGCUGUAUGCUUACAUUAUAGGGGAGAUUAUAAAGGAGAUCUGCAGUCCUAGACACUUAUUUCCUAUGCCCUGUCUGAUCAUGGGCGGUCUGAAUGCUGGGACCCCCAGCCCCU